Molecule: messenger RNA, 557 nt
Organism: Symbiodinium necroappetens
Lineage: Eukaryota; Dinophyceae; Suessiales; Symbiodiniaceae
Source: the annotation of a GenBank genome assembly
GCACUCUCAAGGACAAGAUAGAGGAGUUUGGUGCUUUUCAGGAGGACCUUUGUGCUGCUUUGGGCGAACAGGUGGUGAAAGGCUUGGAAUACCUGCACGAGCAGCAGGUCCUGCACCGAGAUUUAAAGUGCAGCAACCUUCUGCUCGAUGUCUCGGGCAGAGUCAAAAUUUCCGACUUUGGUUGUUCACGCUGGAUCGCAAAGGAGGUCCUGGCGAUGUCUUUGGUCGGAAGUCCAUUCUGGCUCCCACCCGAGCUGCUCAUCGGUGCUCCCUACGACCAGAGUGCCGACAUUUGGUCUUUCGGCUGCUCUGUCAUCGAACUCUUGACGGCUCUGCGACCUUGGGCAACCCAGGUCACUGCCGACAAUCCCCUCGCUGCUGCGCAUCAGAUUCGUGUCCUGACGGAGAAGGGAGAGAGGCCCUCGCUCCCAGAGUCUUCCAUGUACGUCUCGGAGCCUUGUCGCGACUUCCUCUACACUGCCUGCCUGCGCUGCACAGCCACGGAGAGACUCGCGGCCAAAGAUCUCCUGCAGCAUCCAUGGCUGCGCCGCAAAUGA